Molecule: messenger RNA, 2763 nt
Organism: Lytechinus pictus (painted urchin)
Lineage: Eukaryota; Metazoa; Echinodermata; Echinoidea; Temnopleuroida; Toxopneustidae
Exons: 10
Coding region: 283-1758 (491 amino acids)
Biological process (GO): L-homoserine metabolic process
Cellular component (GO): mitochondrion
Molecular function (GO): L-serine O-acetyltransferase activity; homoserine O-acetyltransferase activity
Source: RefSeq, a predicted model, not a curated record
ACAAUGUCUCGGAAAUUACAUCACAGUUAGAUCGAUACAGGUUAUUGAGUUAUGAUGCAGCAUUUUUGGGCCAGAUUGCAGUGGUACUGACCAUUUUAAUGGUGUGAAGUGUGAUUUAUGUGCUCAUAAUUUUGUUUUUAUCUGUUUUCUCAAGGAUUCAAGUCUGUAUAAAGAGAACCAGUCGGACUAUGCCUUGUUUCCUGUGAUUAACUUCCACUGUAAACACAUCCACCGUCAAACCUGCGAACAGGAUUGGAAAGGAGACCAGAGACAGAAGUGACAAUGUCUGGUAGGCGGCUUGCCCCGAUUCUGCAAAGAUGCCUCUCGACCGCUUUAGCAUCCGAAGUAACGUCAGCCCAGCCCUUCUGCAUACAUCAACAGAGACUGGUGCGAAAGACUCCAUGUUCGAACUCCAUGCAUUUACCACACAGAACGUUCACAAGAGCCUCCACACUAUGCAAAGCAAAGUCCACCGACCUACAGCAGAAGGCAGUUCUGCACCAGCUGGAGCUGCCAGAUUUUGGAAUAGACCUGAAAUUCAAGGGACUGGAAACGGACUUUCCCUGCCUGUCAAAAACACCUGAUUCUGGUCCAGAUCCUGCUUACGAAAAGAUAGUCUCGGGCUACCAGAACUUUCACUACAAUGAGCCUUAUGCCCUGAAAUACAAUGGCUGUGUGCUUCCGGAGCUGAAUAUUGCCUACGAGACUUGGGGAAAGCCUAACCGUGACAUGAGCAACGUGGUUCUAGUGUUCACCGGCCUGUCGAGUAGCUCUCAUGCCAGAAGUCACCCGUUAAAUACAGCCCCAGGAUGGUGGGAGAAGUUUAUUGGACCGGGGUGCGCCAUAGACACAGACAAAUACUUUGUUAUUUGUGGCAAUCAUAUAGGGGGCUGCUAUGGUACUACGGGACCUUCAUCAACCAAUCCCAUUACCGGACAGCCUUAUGGCACAACCUUUCCUAUUAUUAGCGUUGAGGAUAUGGUGAAAGUACAGUAUCUUCUCCUUGAUCACUUGGGGAUAGAGAAGGUCCAUGCUGUUGUAGGUGCUUCGCUCGGAGGUAUGUGUUCCAUCAUGGCUGGUGCUCUUUACCCUCAAAGAAUAGGACGGGUUAUUUCAAUAUCAGGCUGCGUUCAGACGUACACCAGUUCCAUCGCUCUACGCUUCCUCCAGAGAAGGGCGAUUAUGACCGAUCCAAACUGGCAGAGGGGACACUACUACGGCAGUUCAUACCCCAAGAUGGGGAUGAAGCUCGCAAGGGAGAUUGCUACCAUCACAUACCGGAGUGGACCCGAAUGGAAGAAGAGAUUCGGGAGGAAGUUGGUUGACCCCGCCGAACCCCCGUCGCUGUGCCCAUCCUUUGAAAUCGAGGAAUACAUCAUGCACCAGGGAGAAACGUUCAGUACCAAAUACGACCCCAACUCGCUACUCUAUAUCUCAAAGGCAAUGGACAUGUUUGACAUGGGGGAGGGGUUCAGCUCCCUUCAGGAAGGUGUAUCGAGGGUUCAAUGCCCCGUCAUGGUGCUCGGUGUGCAGACGGACAUCCUCAUACCUAUCUGGCAGCAGAGGGAGAUGGCUGAUCUCCUCAAGGCUUCAGGCAACGAGGCAGUGAGCUUCUACGAACUCAAUUCAAUAUUUGGGCAUGAUACGUUUCUCCUUGACCUCAGCAGCGUUGGCGGUGCUAUCAAGGGACAACUAGAGACUGAUUUGAAAGAAAAUGGCCUGGUGCGGAAGCCGCCCCCCAGCAAGACCGAGGAAUAGAAGAUCCAACCAGAUAUCGAGACAAAUGUUGGAUCAGCCAUUCAGAGACAUCGGUCAGAUGACCUCUUUUGCUCUCAACUGGAGAGUGCUCCAUCAACAUUCAUCAUCUGACAAGCAGGGGGCUCGCGGCCAUUCGCCCCCGAAGCGCUCAAAAAAGCCCUGGAAAAUGAUAAAAAAGAACCAUGGAUAAUCCCCUUUCACUGCAGUGUUAAAGCUCAUCGAAUGUUGCAAAUUCCAGUGCUUACAGUUUCUUGAGGAACUACUUCCUGCCGUCACCCAUUUACCUCGCCCGUGUUGAGUGCAGCACGCUAUGGAUGAAUUCCUCGCUGAAGGAAAUCACGCCUUGGCUGGGAUACAAACCCACGACCCUCUGUUUCAGGGUCCGAAGACUAAUCCACUGGGCCACAAACAGUCCACAGCAUUACAGAGUACCUUGAUUUGCUCACUUAUGAACAACAACUCGGCCUUUUAAAGUCAUCAGAAUUUGACAUCUCAUACAGGGACGGAUCCAGCAUUUUCCAAAAGGGGGGGCACAUUUUUCAGAGUAAAAUUUUGACAAGCCAAAAAAAAAAAGGUUUUCAACCACAAAUUAAGGAUAUUUCGUACCCGAAAAAAUUUGACAAGCAAAAAAAAAAAAAGGGUCUUCAAUUCAAAAAGAGGGGGAACACCUCUGUUUUAAUGUCAUUUUUACAUUACAAAGUUUUAAUUUUGCUUCUCAAAAGCGGGGGCACGUGCCCCCUCCCUGGAUCCGCGCCUGAUCUCGUACGAAACUCAUCACAGAAGAAGGACACAGAGAACCUCUUUACCCAGGCUGUCUAAUGCUCACAACUCCCCAUGUUUGCUGAAAUCAAUCGCAAUUUGUUUGACCAAGCACACGCAUCUAUUCAUGACCAACGGAAGAUGAUACCGGUCCGCAUUACACAAAGCUUUGCAAUUGAUUAUUCAGUCAAUUUGUAGAAUUUGUCAAUGAAAGUUAAUUGUAAAGUACUGCACUAACACAUUUGC